Molecule: messenger RNA, 849 nt
Organism: Grus americana (Whooping crane)
Lineage: Eukaryota; Metazoa; Chordata; Aves; Gruiformes; Gruidae
Product: homeobox protein vent1-like
Exons: 3
Coding region: 16-849 (277 amino acids)
Biological process (GO): cell differentiation; regulation of transcription by RNA polymerase II
Cellular component (GO): nucleus
Molecular function (GO): RNA polymerase II cis-regulatory region sequence-specific DNA binding; DNA-binding transcription factor activity, RNA polymerase II-specific
Source: RefSeq, a predicted model, not a curated record
CAGACCCUCUCCACCAUGAACCAGACCGAACUCCCUUUGGCACAGACCAAGCCCCACGGCGUCAGACCCCACAUCUGCUGCGCGCCCCCUCCCCGCGCCCCCACUUCUCUCGGCAGUACCCCCCUCCUGGGCAGAGCCGAGCCCCGACCGCGGGGGGCGCGGCCGAGCCAGCCCACGCACAGCGAGCCCUGCGCAGCGGAGCGGGGCCGAGACAGUCCCCGGGAGCCCACCGAUGCGUACCCGUCGGAGCCAGCCCCCGACGGCGGCUGGCUGAGCGCCGACGAGUCCUCGGGCUACGAGAGCGAGAGCACGGGCGGGGACCGUGCCGCGGCGGCGGCGGGCGGGACCCGCGGGCGGCAGCGACGGGCACGGACCGCCUUCACCUCGGAGCAGGUCUGCCGGCUGGAAAAGACCUUCCAGCGCCAGAAGUACCUGGGAGCCUCGGAGCGGAGGAAGCUGGCGGCUGCCUUGCAGCUCUCGGAGAUCCAGAUCAAGACCUGGUUUCAGAACCGGAGGAUGAAACUGAAGAGGCAGAUACAGGACCACCAGCACAGCCUUGUGUCUCCUGCUCCACUCUACAGCUACCCCCCAGGGACCCCACCAGCCCUGUUUCAGGAUGGCCUCCACUACCACUUUGCUCCACAGCACCAGAGACUCCUGCCUUUUACCGCUGUGCCUGCUGUGCAGUUCAGCUUCUCCUUUCCCAGAUACAAUGCAUCACAAAGCACCUACUGCUUUAUGGCAAAUGAGCUGCCAUACUACCAUCAGCGUUUUCUUCCUCAUCCUUCUUUCCAUCCAGUUAUCCAGAACAAAAUGGACAAGCAGUGCCACCCCCUAUAUGCAUUAUAG